AUGGACACACCCACUUGCAGGGCGUUCAGUUCAGAACUACAAAUGAGUGCUGUUGGCCACAUUUCCCACAUUUUCAACAGAGACUCAACAAACCAAAGCAAUUACGUGAUAAGAAUGGCAAAGUCUCUGUUCUAUAUUUCCAUAGAUUUCGGCACAGCAUAUAGUGGCUACUCUGUGAAAUGUACUGUCCCUGGUGUGGCUGGGCGUUUUAGAGGUGUUAUGUGGGGGGGUAAAUAUGGGAUUAACACCUGUAAGACACCAUCAUGCAUUUUAUUUGAUGAGAAGAAGGAGUUUUUAGAUUUUGGUUAUGGUGCCAAGAAGAAGUUCUUACAAGACAAAACAGGCUAUUUCUUUGAAAACUUCAAAAUGGAUCUAUACAAAAACCCAAACAUCCAGAGGAAUUUGGAAAUAUCUGCUGUCAAUGGGGGCACAAUGAAAGCUAUAACUGUCAUCUCUGAAAGUCUACGAUAUCUAAAGGACGAUGCGCUCCAGAAGAUCAAGAAUUUCUCUAAAGCUAUUAUCGUGCAGGAGUCUGACAUCACCUGGGUGUUAACAGUGCCUGCAAUCUGGGAUGACGCAGCUAAGCAGUUCAUGAGGGAAGCAGCGAAACAAGCCGGACUUGUGACAGACGCAGAACCUGACAAACUCAUCAUGGCCCUGGAGCCAGAGGCUGCUGCAUUGUACUGCAAACAGCUCCCUAGUGAUGGCUUUCAAAUGGCGGGGGGAAAGGAAGCCAGACUGGAACAAAAGCCUAAAACACAGUUCAUGACAGUAGACUGUGGAGGUGGAACCAUUGACAUCACAGUUCAUGAAGUGCUUGAAGGUGGCUUUCUCAAGCAGGUGGACCAAGCAUCAGGGAAUGGACUAGGAGGUCAGAACGUAGACAAAGAAUUUAAAUCAUUACUUCAAGGAAUAUGUGGGAAUGAAUGCUGGGAAGAGUAUGUAAAACAUCAUACAGAUGAAUUGCAAGACCUUAUGUACAAAUUUGCCUCAGCCAAAUGUGGUGAAGAGAAUGAGGGCUUCAAAUUUUCUUGCCCAUAUAAUUUAUCCGAGACUGUAAAAAAAUGCAGAAAAGUAGAAGUAAAAACCUUAUUGCAGGAGAUGCAUGGUGUGAGCUGGAAAAACGGCCACAUUGUAAUCUCACCUGAAAGAUUCAGAUCUUUUUUUGAUAAAAGUUUUAGUAGCACAUGUGAGCUUCUGAAUGAAAUUAUGAGGAAGCCAGGGCUGGCUAUUCAAUACAUGUUGUUGGUGGGGGGAUAUGCCUUGAGCAAUGUCUUGCAGGACUGUGUAAAAAAGGAGUUUGGCAAUGACUGCACAAUCCUCUGUCCACAUCAUCCUCAGGAAGCAGUAAUGGUUGGUGCUGCAGAAUUCGGAAGUCAGCCGCAGAUUGUUAAGGCGCGAAUUUGUCCCCUUACAUAUGGCGUAGGCGUUGCUCAUCCUUUUGAUGAGUCAAAGCAUAAACCUGAAAAGAAAUUUGUUGCUGCUGAUGGAGAAACGUACUGUUACGAUCUGUUUCACAGACUGGUGAAGAGGGGAGAGACUGUUGAUUUUCAUGAAAUCAGAAAUUACACAUUCUACCCAGUAAGGAGUGACCAAACAGAAGUGAUAUUCCCAUUCUACAGCACAACAAGAGAAAAUUCUGAAUAUGUUGAUGAUUGGGGAAUUACAAAAAUAGAUUCCAUUGUGCUUCCUACGCCCAUUACCCAGGGAGAUCGCAAAAUCAAUGUUGAGGUCAAGUUUGGAUGUACUGAGAUCACAGCAACAGCUGUAAAUUCUGUACACACAAGGAGACUUACCAUUAACUUUAUGAGGGAGUGAUGGUAUCUACCAGUAUGAUAUCAAGAUCCUUACAGUUAAGUUCAUAUUUAUUCUUUGUUGUUCUUUGUAUUUGUGUUUUCUGUUGUUUAACUAUUGUCGAGGGAAAUUAAGGUCAAAUUUGGAUAAAUCGAGUUCAAUUUGAUGAAUGCACUCUGUUUUGUGUUAUGAGGGAUCGCAGUAAGAAAACACAAGCAUCUUAACUAUUGCGUAGAAACAAAGAUAAAUAAUCUGUACAUGGCUUUGGAAAUAAAUGAGCCUCAUUUGAUUGAGCAAAAAGCUCAGAAGCCAGCAAUCUUUCUGGACUCAAAAUGGAAAUGUUAUUUACAACUAAAAUACUGUAAUGGCUGAUAAUCUACGACUUAAAGACUUAUAAGCGUGUAGGUCCAUAUUGACUACAGCAAAAGACAAAUUAUCAUGUUGAUACAUUUGUUUCUGGCUCAAUUUUACAUUUCUGGCCUUAAGCGUGACAUGAAUGCCCUAUGGUGUGACAUGUUUUAAAUACACAAAUAUUAGAUUGAGCUUAACAAUUUGUUUGAUUAACACUGAAUAUUGCAUUAGGGGACAGCAAAUUAUCAUCCCUGAAAUGUUAGUAUAAAUUCAGAAAAAUUUGAACAAUUAAAAAGAGAUAUCCCUGUGUUUCCCUGAAGGUUCCUAUUAAGCUCUCGCCUCUAAUGGGGAAAAAAUACUUAAACGUUCAUUUCUCAUUAAAUUAAGACUUUAAAAUAAUACACUAAAUAUAAAGAAUUUAACAAUGAUAAAACUCCCUCAAGCGAUUUCUACGUUAAUUAUUAGUAUAUAUAUUUCUUAACGUCACACCAAAGGACAUAUUUACAGUAAGGUGUUGUAUCAAUGUAAAUCAAUAAUCAAUUAAUAGACCAACAUAGUGACCACUUGGAUUUUUUGCCACACUACAUAUACUUUUUUGUCUCAUAAACAAUGUUUUGUGAAAAAAUAGUUUUUUGUUGCCUAUCUGUCAACUACCCUUACGUGUAAAUAUGGCAUGGGAAUAAAAAAAUAAAACCACCAAUGUGACAGGUGCGUUUUAGCUCCCCAAGAAGGAUAUUUUGUAAUGUUUUUUUUCAAGGAAAUUAAGCUUCAAUCCCUUCCUCCCUCCAUCAAUGAUGUGCCCUUGAGCAAGUCACUUAAUCCCACACUGCUCCAGGGACUGUAACCAAUAUAAUACCCUGUAAAUAACUGUAAACUGCUUUGGAUGACAGUGUCAGCUAUAUGUGAUGUAAUAUAAUAUUAUACAGUCUAUGCUACUAUUUAAAUGUUUGCUUUUGAGAUGGUAUUUUAAUAUUUCCUUUACUUCUUCUGUUUACCAUAAUAAAGGGUACUUUAUCAUCUACAUCUGUCAUGCAGUCGUUGGGGAAUGCGCAAUACAUGAAAUGUCACUGUAACGCCAACAUAAGUUCUUCCAGUGAAUGUAAUAACACACCAAUGCAACAAAAAUUAACUCUAUAGUAGCAGUAGCAACAACUAGAUCAAUGUAGCCUAUAAUUUCUGUCAGUUCUUCUGUAUCUUCUUCCAGUAGGCCUAUGUAGUAAUAAAUAGCUAGGCUAAUAUACAUAUAAAAUAUAUAUAUAUAUAUAAUCACUGAUUCUUGAGAAAGUCGCUAAAACAGGUUGUAAUCUUGAAAGAAAAAAACAAAGAGAAUUACAAAAUAAUAUGGUAUAUCCUCGUAGACAAAGGUCUUGGCUUUUCAGAAAUGCACAAGGCCAAUCUCCCCAUUUUGAAUUUUUUUCAGAAAUCAGGUUUUUCUCCGAUCAUACCUUGUUUUUUGUCAACACCGUCAGACACAAUUAAAAGCAAUAAAAAGUAUAUUGAUUUGGUUGCAUAUGUAUCUGGAGUUUUUAAGUGAUUGUGUAUGUUUUUUUGGUUCACACAUACGCCUUUAAAUGUUGAAAAUUCACUUUCAUUCUAUUUUAAUACCGUUUCAUGUGUUCUAAUUUAAAAAUAUGUGCUGUCAGACAAUGCUUACUUAAUGCCUAAAUAGACCAAACAAUUUGUUGUAAUUUCAUAAAUAUUCAUGUAGGCUUAAAUUUGCUAUUACUUUGAUAAUUCAACAACUCCAAAGGAUUAUUACCUACAUUUAGCAAAAUAAAUAGCCCUCUCAAGUCAAUGACAUCUAGCAUAAACACUUUAUUUUUGUGUGUGCACAGUAUGUUUGUGCGUGUGUUUUUUCUUCAUUUGUUAGAUACUUUAGGAAGUAGGCCUCGAUUAUUGAAAAUGUGGCAUAAACAGGUUUUAAGUUGUUCAAAUCCAAAAUAUAGAGGUGUGUUAUCAUAGAUGAAGGUCUUGGCUGUGCAGUGAAUGUAUUGGCCAAGCUCCCCAUGUUUUACAUUUUUCAUAAAAUGGGCUCCUUCUUGGUUUUCUCAACCGUGUCAGACAGAAUUAGAAGCAAAAAAAUAUGUUUACUGUAUUUAAGUGAAUUACUUUUACAAUUCAACAUAAUUGUAGAUACUUAUUGGAAGCAUGUUCUUAAAACUUGUCAAAAACAUGUAAAACACAUGCUUUUUUUGUGAACUACAUCCGAUGUCAGGUUUUGUGACAAAAAACCCUCCAAAUGCACCUCAAUGGAGGCUAGAGUAUAAGUUUAGGUCACAAUUAUUACUAACAUGUCUGGUAAUGUUUCAUUAACCAGCACAAUUUAGUAAAAAAUGGAACAAGAUGAUGAGCGGAACAAAAUCUGAUGGUGUAAGACAAAAAAACACUCUUUUACAUAUUAUGCAUUUUUUGCUCACAUUAGCCACUUCGUUUUCGCUCUGUUUCUUAAGGGCUUCGUGCCGCUUCUGAAAAAGUAUAUAUAAUUAACAUUAAUGUAACAAAAUACUAUUAAAACCCGCGACGGUGUUGACAGUUUAUGAUUGGGACAGUACCAGUGUCCAAACAAAUUAACAAAUUCAGGAGAAAAUAGUAAACGUACAGGAGAUUCAGUGAUGGUGAAGUAUUCAGUAGAGCUAAAGGUUUGAAAAGGGGUCCUAAGUAAUGACAAUGACCUUGUGCAUACCUGAUUUUAUUGUCUUUUUUAAAAAAAACUGACGAUGGUGACUAAUAUGCUGGACACACUUUGAGCAAUCAGAAAAUAGUAGUAAAUAUUGCUUUACACGCUAUGUGCAUAUCUGCAGAACCACUUCAAUAUGGACUUUCACAUCAUGGUGAUAUUAUUGAAUAAUAUCAGUGAUUUUUACAUUUUAAGUCAAUUGAAAUGAUGAUGUCUGUCCUUGGGACAGCUGUUUUU
This is a messenger RNA of Engraulis encrasicolus (European anchovy), 5059 nucleotides long. RefSeq names its product heat shock 70 kDa protein 12A-like. Gene Ontology annotation, molecular function: ATP binding; ATP-dependent protein folding chaperone. NCBI's taxonomy places the organism in Eukaryota, Metazoa, Chordata, Actinopteri, Clupeiformes, Engraulidae. The transcript has 4 exons. The coding region runs from base 1 to 1818 and encodes 605 amino acids. The record is from RefSeq and is a predicted model, not a curated record.